Phycodurus eques (leafy seadragon) is the source of this 1686-nucleotide messenger RNA. RefSeq names its product alanine--glyoxylate and serine--pyruvate aminotransferase a (gene agxta). Gene Ontology annotation, cellular component: peroxisome. The record is from RefSeq and is a predicted model, not a curated record. Lineage: Eukaryota; Metazoa; Chordata; Actinopteri; Syngnathiformes; Syngnathidae. The transcript is spliced from 11 exons. Gene Ontology annotation, molecular function: L-serine:pyruvate transaminase activity; L-alanine:glyoxylate transaminase activity. The coding region runs from base 217 to 1392 and encodes 391 amino acids.
UAUGACUAAACCUUAGUAGUUACAACUUGAUUGGAUUAUACAUUAAAGCUAAAAAAAUUUUUUAAAAAAGAAUUGCAGAGUCAUCCAUGAAUGAUUAACACAGACGGACGAGCUAAGGUUAACGUUGAGACUAGCACAAAGACAAACAAAAAAUUGGGAAACUGAGCACUUCGCAAGCUGGAUGGUGUUCACACCGCUAUCCACACGUCUAACAACAUGUCUUCCCGGACGGUUCCACCGCCGCAACGUCUGCGGACCCACCUGACGGUUCCUCACCGUCACAUGUUUGGAGCCGGACCCUCCAAUGUUCCGCUGCGCAUCUUGCAGGCCGGCGCCAAUCCCGUUAUUGGACACAUGCAUCCAGAGAUUUUUGAGAUAAUGGCCGACAUCCGGAGCGGAAUCCAGUACAUGUUCCAGACUCGGAACCUGGUGACUUUUGCGGUGAGCGGCACGGGCCAUGCCGCCAUGGAGUGUGCAAUCUUUAACGCUGUGGAGGCCGGCGAUGGCGUGCUGGCGGCAGUCAAUGGCAUCUGGGGGGAGCGAGUGGCGGACAUGGCAGAGAGGAUAGGCGCUCGGGUAAACACCAUUGUUGCACCCCCUGGGGGAUUCUUCACCAACAGAGAAAUCGAGCAGGCGUUAUCCAAACACAGGCCUGCGCUGUUUUUCCUGGCCCACGGAGAGUCAUCCACCGGCGUCCUACACCCGCUGGACGGCAUCGGACAACUCUGUCACAAGUACGACUGUUUGUUUCUGGUGGACUCUGUGGCAUCCAUGGGUGGAGCUCCAGUGUACAUGGACCAACAAGAGAUCGACAUCCUGUACACGGGUUCUCAGAAGGUUCUGAACGCCCCACCAGGAACAGCACCCAUCUCCUUCAGUGAGCGAGCACGUCGUAAAAUAUUCAACCGCAGCACAAAGCCGGUGUCAUUCCUCUUAGACCUGAGCUGGCUGUCAAACUACUGGGGAUGCAACGGAGAAGCCACCCGAGUGUACCACCACACGGGCCCUGUCUCCGCUUUCUACUCCCUCAGGGAGAGCCUGGCCAUCCUGGUGGAGGAGGGUCUAGAACAUUCCUGGGAGAGACACAGGAAAGUGGCUGAGUAUUUCCACACCUGUCUGGAACGUAUGGGACUCAAACUCUUUGUGGAGGAUAAGGCGUUGAGGUUGCCGACAGUGACGACAAUCAUGGCGCCACAUGGAUAUGACUGGAAGGAUAUCACAGCCUACGUCAUGAAGACGCACAACCUGGAGAUCUCCGGGGGGCUUGGACCCUCCGCCGGCAUGGUGCUACGCGUUGGUCUGAUGGGUUGCAACAGCAGCGUUUCGGGUGCGGACAUGGUGCUGGCAGCUCUGAGGGACGCGCUGACGCACUGUCACAAGAGCAAAGUUUGACUCUUAAGAUUAGAACAAUAAUAGUUUGACACUGUAACUUACAAUUUGACAUAAUUACUGACAUUUCUGUUCCAUUUUAAGCAUGAAAGGUGCUAUAUAAAUAAAGGUUUGAUUGAUUUGACUCUCACUCACACAGUUCUCCAACUAAGAGGCCAACACUGCUUGCUUCAAGCUGUUUGUUUACAGGCGUAUUCAAAACCUCUUAAUCUUUGAGAAUGAAAACAGACAACAUGAGUACAAUAUGAAAACAACAACAACAAAAUUAUAACUGUGGUCAUUUGUUUUUAUUUAAUA